AUGAGUGAAACGAAUGGUGUAACGUUCGAGGAUGCAUUGAGGAAAACUGGUUUUGGUCUGUACAGUUAUCUGCUGAUAGGGGCAAUUGGGGUAAACACUGUUGCAUACGUUUGCUUGGCGUACAGCAGCACAAUUCUUCUUCCAGCCAGCGCUUGUGAGUUGCAGACAACUGGCUCGCAGAAGGGAUUCCUCGCUGCAGGUCCAGUUAUUGGUUUGAUCCUGGGCAGUGGCAUUUGGGGUGUUCUCGCUGAUGUCUUCGGUCGUCGAAGAACUCUGUUAAUCUCCUGUCUGUUGGCAGCCUUUGUAAAUGCACUCGCCAGCUUCUCUGUUAACUGGAUAAUGUUGUUGUGCCUUCAGUUUUUGACAGCACUGCUAACAUCAGGACAAUAUUCGCAAUCUAUGGCGAUGGUGAGCGAAAGUGUGCCUCAGGGCAAACGUAACAUGACUGUUCUUCUAGUCGUGAGCAUAUCACUUCUUUCCCAAGGAAUUAUGGCUGUUCUCGCAAUCCCAAUUAUACCAAUGACGUUUUCAUACCAUAUUCCUAUGUUGGAUAUCCGAUGGAAUUCCUGGAGGACUCUUCUAGUUGUAUACUCUUUACCCAGUCUUGUGGCAGCAGCUUGGAUGUACACUCUCGAAGAGAGCCCUAAGUUUGCAUUUGCGAAAGGAAGGGAACAAGAAUCAUUGAAAAUUCUAAGUAAUAUCCAUAGAAUAAAUCAUAGGUGGUCCAAUAAACAAUUUGAGGUGAAGAAAAUAUUAGAGGAGGCUGUGCAGAAUGGACCCAGGCCGAUUAAAGAACAAAUAUUUCCAUUAUUCAAGAUGCCUCUCCUGAAGAAUACAGUGAUUAUGACGCUGCUUUUAGUGUUUCAACAGUUAAGUUUUUGA
Leptosia nina is the source of this 882-nucleotide messenger RNA. Lineage: Eukaryota; Metazoa; Arthropoda; Insecta; Lepidoptera; Pieridae. The record is from the annotation of a GenBank genome assembly.